AUGAACAUCACCAAUCUCAAAUACCGCCAGCGUCGACGUCUUUGCAAACUCGUCUCUGUCAUCUUCUUUUCCUGCUUGACGCUCUGGUCACUGGUUCAGUACUUCUUCGUCCGCCAUGGCUCUUCCUCCUCUGUCGUCGUUUCUUUUCCAUCAUUAUUCUCGUCACUAUUUUUUUCUUCUUCCGUCUCGAGUAGCAGCAAAGAAGGCGGCAACUUUGAUCCUUUGAAUCGAGAAGAAGAAGAAGAAGUAGACUACGAAGCCAUUGCGUCUUCUCGCGCCAGGUCCUCCUUGCCUCCUCGGGGAGGAAGCAUGCGAAAGCUGACUGAUGAGAUACUAAACAACUUGUUUCUCGAUGCCGAGACUUGUCGGGCGACGUUCCCGGGACUGAUGAAGGAGAUUGAUGAUACGGUAGCGAAAGGGCCGUUCAAGGUCAAGAGGAGCAGUGAUUUGGGGCCGAUGCAGGUGCGGAUAAAAGAUGGGAAGAUGUAUGUGUUGCAUGCGCAACGGAAGAGGGAUUUGAGUAGGGAGAUGGUAAAUUCAAGAACAGCAGCCCUCCACCAACUUCAUCGCGCCCUGCUCACCUUGCCCCCUUCCGAUCGAUCUCUUGUCUCAGACUUGGACACAAUCCUGACCAUCAACAUCCUCGACACCCCCUUCGGAACCGCCCUCCAAUACACCCGCAACGCUGACCCCGUACACGCCCCUUCGGAUCCCGAUGCUCGCACUUUUCUCAUUCCUCACUUCUCCUUCUGGGCAUGGGACCUCCCCUUCAUCGGGUCCAUCUCUCGCGCAGCAUCAGCCAUCACCAACCUCGAAACCACCCAAUUCCAAGGAAACCGCUGGCACUCACACAAAGACCCCCGCGCGGUCUGGCGCGGGACUACUUGGUUCAACUCGAUCCACAACCCGCAACUGCGGUACAAGCUUGUUUCCACCGCCAAGGCCAAGCCGUGGGCGGACGUGCAAUCACUCGAGUGGACGACGACGUCGACAACGGGCAAUGGCGAGAACAAAAAUGCCACCAACUCGCUAGCCAUCGAGGACUUUUGCAAGUACAAAUACGUGCUCCACACCGAAGGCAUUUCCUACUCGGGAAGGUUCCAGUUCCUCCAGAUGUGUGCCUCGGUCACGCUCACGCCGCCGAUCCAGUGGAUGCAGCAUACCACGCACCUUGUCAAACCUUUGUUCUCAAGCGAUCUGGACUUGGACAAGGCUCGGUCGUUGCGGAUGAGAAAGGAUGGUAAGACAAAAGACACCAGGGCCCAGCCGAGAAAGACUGCGAAUGAUGGGAUCUGGACGCCGCACGCGAGACACGAAAGGGCGUGGCCAAAGAGGUAUGAUCCCAAAGAAGCGAAUAUCGUGUUCGUGAGCCCCGAUUGGUCGGAUUUGGAGGAUACGAUACAUUGGUUGGAGGAGCACCCCAAGGUUGCCGAGGGUAUUGCGAGGAGGCAGAGGGAGUUGUUUGUGGGUGGCGGGUACUUUAGUCCGGCGGCGGAGGCGUGUUAUUGGAGAGAGCUGGUGAGAGGGUGGGCGAAGAUGGCGAGGCCGGAGAAAGGCGAGUUUGAGGAGUUGGGGGUACCGUAUGAGGAGUUUGUGUUGAGUAAUGGGUGGGAUUGA
Messenger RNA from Neurospora crassa OR74A, 1617 nucleotides. RefSeq lists its product as hypothetical. The transcript is spliced from 2 exons. NCBI's taxonomy places the organism in Eukaryota, Fungi, Ascomycota, Sordariomycetes, Sordariales, Sordariaceae. The coding region runs from base 1 to 1617 and encodes 538 amino acids. The record is from RefSeq and is a predicted model, not a curated record.